Cooperia oncophora is the source of this 201-nucleotide messenger RNA. Lineage: Eukaryota; Metazoa; Nematoda; Chromadorea; Rhabditida; Trichostrongylidae. The record is from the annotation of a GenBank genome assembly.
AUGUUCCAAUACGCAAUGCAAAUGAAUAAAGAGUUGGAUAUGAUGAUGGGAAAGGACAAAAAAGACGAGACCGCUGCACCGCCUUCUGCUGUACCACCUGCUGCUGCAGAGUCUGCUGUGGAACCGGUUGCCAAAAAGCCAGAACCGGCAGUCAAAAAGCCAACGGAUUCGUCCACUAAGUCGCUUCCAUCGCAGAAGGAA